Messenger RNA from Dujonia railenensis, 1281 nucleotides. The record is from the annotation of a GenBank genome assembly. Lineage: Eukaryota; Fungi; Ascomycota; Pichiomycetes; Serinales; Debaryomycetaceae.
AUGCGAUAUAGUUCAAGUGUAAGUGCCAAAUGCAUCUCAGUUUGUGUUGCACAUCGCAUAUCGCAUUUCGCUUCUACAAAUGGGUGCAAAAAGAUUUUGACUUGUUUGUACUUGAGGAACAUACCUAAAGCAACAGCAAUUGUCAAGAAGAAGCUGCGUUGUAACUCAAAUUGUGUUUCUUCUCAUAACCUUGCAGUGAAAACGUUGGCUAUGGAACAAGAUGCAAGUUAUUCAUUUAGAAGAUUGAGAUCUCUUAAGGCUCCAGGCACAUUUGAAGUCAGCCUACCGCUUAAUGAUCUCAAGUCCUUCAAUAAUACUAAAGAUCCAUCUACACUCAAGUUUUCCUCUGAACAGGAAGAACAAGCAGGUGUUAUGUUAGAAGCUUCUAGGUUGAACCAGGACUUUACUAUUUUGCGUUACCCUGAGUCGGCUCAACAGAGAAGAGUCAUAUUGUCUCACACGCCAGAGCUUUUGAGUUUGAAGGAAUCAAGAGUAGAGAAAGUUCAAUUAUCUGAAGAACUGGAAGAGGAAGAAAAAGAAGAAGAAGAAGAAGCUGGUGAUCUUAGCAGCAAAUUGGAGGGUAGUAAGUUCAAAUAUAGAGACGAUGAAAAUGAUGAAGAGGUAUUUUAUGAGGCUUCUCCUGUGAUGCAGAUUAAACCCUUUCUUCCCGCAAGUGAUUCUUUCAAUAAUUUUGAGCUUCAAGAAUACACCAACUUCAAGCUAGACUCCAGUAACAUCAUUCAGAGAAAGAUGGAUAGCGAAAUUUAUUAUCCUUCGCUUCUUCGGGAAUCAUUUUCUCCUAUUGUUGAAGUGAGGUUUGAGCCAAUGGGCAGGCCAUUGAUUUCCAAUUCUAUGCCAUUGAAUCUAGAGAUGCUCAUUUGUGAUGCAAAUCAAAUUAUGAUAAGAAAGUCAGCUCCAUUCUGUAAUAUUUACGAUAGCAAUACCUUUAGGCUACUUCACAUUUUGGAAUAUGAAUUCGACUUGCUUGAUGCAAAGGAGGAGGGCGCUAACGAAGAAGUAGACUGUGGGUGGUUAACAAAAUUCAGAAGAUUAGUAUUCGGGUAUCUGGAAUCAGAGUACAGUAUUUUAUAUCCUUGGCAAUACUUGAGCUCUUUCGAAGAAUCUAAAGGCGAAGUGUGUAGAAGCUGGGGUGAUGAUAUAAAUCUAGAUCAUGAUGAGGGGGGAGAAGAGAUGAUACGUGGGGAAGAAGAAGAGGAAAAGGAAGAUGAAGAAGAAAGUGAAGUGGAAGAACAUGAAGAUGAUGGAGACGGUCGUAGAUAA